Aethina tumida (small hive beetle) is the source of this 1037-nucleotide messenger RNA. Its product is annotated as probable prefoldin subunit 5. Gene Ontology annotation, cellular component: cytoplasm; prefoldin complex. Lineage: Eukaryota; Metazoa; Arthropoda; Insecta; Coleoptera; Nitidulidae. Bases 146 to 613 code for a protein of 155 amino acids. The record is from RefSeq and is a predicted model, not a curated record. The transcript is spliced from 4 exons. Gene Ontology annotation, biological process: protein folding; regulation of DNA-templated transcription.
UUACUUAAAGUAACAUUUACAUUACCAAUUUUUCAAAAUCUCAAGUUUCUUCGAGUGCCUUGAAUUGGUAGGCGUGUUCAGAAAUAAGAACUUCAGUGCAGUUGACAAUAGUUUUAGUUUUAACAAACAAAUCAAAUAGGCAGAAAUGGCACAAAUAUCGUCAACCGAACAGCCAAACAUGAAACAAAUUGAUCUGACGACUUUGAGCGUCAAACAGUUAUCUUCUUUAAAACACCAACUUGAUCAGGAAUUGGGCUUAUUUCAGGACUCUUUGCAAUCAUUAAAGUUAGCACAGUCGAAAUUUCAAAAUUCUAGUGAAUCUCUGGAAAAAAUUAGCCCUGAUAGUGAAGGAAAAGAGAUUUUAGUGCCACUCACUGGAUCUAUGUAUGUUCCAGGCAAACUUGUAGAUCCAAACAAUGUUAUUAUUGAUAUAGGAACUAGAUAUUAUGCAGAAAAGGAUCUUAAAUCUGCUAAGGAUUAUUUCCAAAGAAAAAUAAAAUUUGUUACUGAACAAAUGGAAAAAAUUCAGUUACUUGGAUUAGAGAAGAGCCGAAUUAGGGAUACAAUUGUUGAAAUCUUGGAACUCAAAUUAAAACAGACAAUAGACCAUUGAAACUUCUUGCAUAAAUUUAUUUAUUUAUCUUGAUCUUUUGUUUAUAAUUAAAACACAUAUUUAUAACAAUUAUUUCAUUUUAUUAUUGUGCACUAUAUUCUUAAUUUGUAAUUUAUGUACAAAGGGUCCAUGAUUUUACAGUCUACAUUUAUCUAACAUAUUGUAUUUAUUAGUUGAAAUUGAGUCAAAACAAUUUUAUGAUGCUGCAUAAUUGAGAAUUAACAGACAGGUUGUUCAGUUUGAUUAUUAAAGUGUGGUUUAGUAAAGUAACAAAUAAAAGCAAAAUUGUUAAGAUUUUCUGGCCAUAACGGACAUAAGCUAGGAUUUUCAUUUGUUGAAUUGAAUUCUUUCAUCUUUUUUUUGUGUGAAAAUACAAUGCAAUUAUUUGUUGAGUAAAUGCUAAAUAAAGUUUCUUUUAAUUUCA